AUGUCCUCGCUUUUCGACGCCGUCCUCCAGUCCGAGCUGGGCUCAACCGCCGGGUCUCGAGACGACCGAGGGCUUCAUUCAGACGGCCUCCCUCCUAGCUCACGCCCACACCCUCUCUCCGAGAGCAAUGCUCCCAUGAGCGAUGCGAAUGCCUUCCCUGAUGAUCAGGUCGCAGAAACAAACGGGUCGACGACCAACCGGCUGCGAAAUCCAUAUGUCCCCGGCCCGCCCCCCGUGGUUGAUUUGGCUGGUGAAAAGGUACAGCAGGCCUUUGAAGAGCUGCUGGAAAACUACCAGGAAGAAGCUGCACCGACACCGCACCCUCCGCCAUCUUCAGCGACUAUGACCGACAAAUACUACAUUGCUCAGAUCCACGGGAUGGCGAAAUGGGAAUUGUCUACGCUUUAUGUCGACUUUACACACCUCACCUCCCUCGAUAACCCAAUUCUGGCGGAUGCGAUCGCAAACCAGUACUAUCGCUUCCAGCCGUUCCUCGUCAAGGCACUCCACAACUUGAUCGCAAAAUACGAGCCUGAAUACUUUAUGUCUCACCGUCAAGCCACUAGCAGUGUCUCGUCCCAAGCUGGCACCUCCAUGAUGGCCGGCAACUCUAGCGUAUCCGACGACCCCAAAUUGGCACGGACAAUCCGCGAGAAGACUCGACACCAGCAGACCGAUAAGCUAUUUUCCAUAGCAUUCUACAACCUCCCUCUAGUCUCUAGGCUGCGACAGCUCCGAACCUCGCAAAUUGGAAAGCUGCUCUCCGUUUCUGGUACUGUCACGCGCACAUCAGAAAUCCGACCAGAAUUAUCCCUCGGAACCUUCAUCUGCGAAGGCUGCAGAACGGUUGUCUCCAACGUCGAGCAGACAUUCCGCUACACACAACCCACGCGGUGCCCGAAUAGUACCUGCGGAAACACUCUUGGAUGGCGCCUAAAUAUCGGAAAGAGCACAUUCGUUGACUGGCAGAAGGUGAAGCUACAAGAGUCGUCCCACGAAAUCCCAACCGGCAGUAUGCCGCGGACCAUGGAUAUUAUUCUACGUGGUGAAAUGGUCGAUCGCGUCAAGGCUGGUGAACGUUCUAUCUUCACCGGUACACUCAUUGUUAUUCCCGAUGUCAGUCAGCUAGGUCUACCAGGUGUCCGACCAGAGGCAGUACGCGACAACACCUCCUUCCGCGGUAACGAUGCUGGAGGUUCGGGAGUCAGCGGGCUGAAGGCGCUUGGUGUAAGAGACUUGACCUAUCGGUUGGCUUUCUUGUCAUGCAUGGUUACUCCUGAUACGACAACCCCUGGCCAACAAACAAACCAGCAGCUGAGCGGCCAGUCUAACAGAAUCCUCGGCUCGCUCAACCAGAACCCCGACCCUGAUCCUGAUGAUGAUAAGGCACAAGAGGCAUUCCUUCAAAGUCUGAGUCCGUCAGAGGUCCAGGAUUUGAAGAGCAUGGUUCACUCGGAGUACAUCUACUCUCGCUUGGUGGAUUCCAUGGCGCCUAUGAUCUACGGCCAUCGUCAAAUUAAGAAGGGUCUCCUUCUGCAGCUUGUAGGAGGUGUGGCCAAGACGACUAAGCAAGAAAGUUUGCAACUUCGUGGUGAUAUCAACAUCUGUGUUGUUGGUGACCCGUCAACAAGUAAAAGUCAAUUCUUAAAGUAUAUCUGCUCCCUACAUCCCCGCGCCGUCUACACCAGUGGUAAAGCUUCAUCUGCCGCCGGUUUAACCGCAUCGGUCGUGAAGGACGCCGAAACUGGAGAAUUCACCAUCGAAGCCGGUGCUCUCAUGUUAGCAAACGGCGGCGGCAUCUGCGCGAUCGACGAAUUCGACAAAAUGGACAUCGUCGACCAAGUCGCCAUCCACGAAGCAAUGGAACAACAAACCAUUUCCAUCGCCAAAGCGGGCAUCCACACCACCCUCAACGCCCGUGCUUCAAUUCUCGCAGCCGCAAACCCCAUCGGCGGCCGCUACGACCCCAAAACCACCCUCCGCGGCAACCUCAACUUCUCCGCCCCGAUCAUGUCCCGAUUCGAUCUCUUCUUCGUCAUCCGCGACGAGCCCAACGCCGAGGUCGACCGCAACCUCGCCGACCACAUCGUCAACGUCCACAUGAACCGCGACGAGGCCGUCGAGCCCGAGUUCAGCACCGAGCAGCUCCAGCGCUACGUCCGGUUCGCACGCACCUUCCGCCCCGUUUUCCGCGAUGAGGCCAAGACCCUCCUCGUCGAGAAGUACAAGGAACUUCGCGCGAACGAUGCACAGGGCGGGAUGGGCCGCUCCUCGUACCGUAUCACAGUGCGUCAGCUUGAAUCGCUGAUUCGAUUGUCCGAAGCCAUUGCAAAGGUCAACUGCGUUGAGGAGGUCGUGCCCAAGUUCGUCCGUGAGGCAUACGAUCUCCUCCGGCAGAGUAUCGUCACGGUCGAGAAGGACGACGUCGAAGUCGACGAUGACGAAGACGCUGCCGUCGCUGCUGCAGUCGCAGAUGCUGAAAACGAUGAUGAAAUGCCCGACCGGGACCGAGACGGCGACAGUCCCAUGCGCGAGGACGCCGGUGCCGCCGCCGAACAAGCUGCUGAGACGCGCGCCGCUAAGACAAAGAUCACAUACGACAAGUACAUGAAGAUCCUGAACCUGGUGGUGCGACGGAUCCGCGAGGACGAAGCAGCUGCAGGGGAAGGUGUCGAGCAGGAAGACCUGCUUGUGUGGUACCUCGAGCAGAUUGAAUCCGAGCUGAACAGCGAAGAGGAUCUGCAGAGGGAGCGCGGCCUCGCGUCCAAGGUCCUUAAGCGCAUGGUUAAGGAUAACAUCCUGAUGCCGAUUCGCGGGGAGGGACUUGUGGAUGUCAAUGAGGCGUCGGAGGCGCAGGCCGAUAAGACUAUUUACGUGCUGCAUCCGAACUGUGCGAUUGAUGAGGAGUGA
Aspergillus puulaauensis is the source of this 2910-nucleotide messenger RNA. RefSeq names its product MCM DNA helicase complex subunit MCM6 (gene MCM6). Bases 1 to 2910 code for a protein of 969 amino acids. The record is from RefSeq and is a predicted model, not a curated record. Lineage: Eukaryota; Fungi; Ascomycota; Eurotiomycetes; Eurotiales; Aspergillaceae. The transcript has 3 exons. Gene Ontology annotation, cellular component: MCM complex; nucleus. Gene Ontology annotation, biological process: double-strand break repair via break-induced replication; DNA replication initiation; mitotic DNA replication. Gene Ontology annotation, molecular function: single-stranded DNA binding; ATP binding; single-stranded 3'-5' DNA helicase activity.